AAAUAUAAUGAUAAAUUUUCAUUUUAAUUUAAUGAAAAUUAACUGAUUAUUAAAGGAAUAAACAAUAAAAUUUAAAUUUUUUGUGAUCUUUUGCUAAAAAUUUUUUUCCCUCUUUCUUUUAUGAAAAAAAAAGUAUAUUUUCAUUAUGUAUUAAACCCAAUUUAUUUAAUUAUAAAAUAACGAAAAAUAAUUAUUACUUUCACUGAUGGAUGUACUAUAGAACUAUAUUUUACCAACUGCUUAAGUUUCAGGUAUAUAAGAUAAAAAAGGACAGGCUAAUAGCUAAAUGCAAGUGUUCGAAGAUGAAUCUAAGGAAUAACUAUUAGAUUAAAUGCUACACUCAUAUACGCAUUCUCCAUCAAUGAUUAAGUUACUUUAUCGUAUGGGUUCAAAGAGUAUCCAGGCUAGCAUUAAUAGCAUUCAGUAGAUGAGCAGUUUGAGCAAAAUUUAGAAGCGCAAGAAAUGCAUUCCAUGUUUUAGUUUUCAUAUUUUCCACUAGGGCAAGAUUAGACACAAUUAUAGCUAUCCUGAUCAAAAUAAAAUGGGUAUUUACAUCCAAGGCACUCAAAGUUUUUAUCGCUAGAGCAAUCUUAGCAUACCUGGUUACAUUAACUAACACCAUCUUGUUGACCAAAACAAAGGAAAAUUAUAUUUAGUAUUAAGUGAAUAGUUAUCAAAAUCUUCUACUUCAUCAACUUUUAAAUAUUUUUUAGUGUGCUUGUUUGUUCUUUCUUUUGUUAUCAAUAUUCUUAUUUAACAGUUUUACCAAGAUAAACAAAUCAAUUCAAAUACAAUGAGAAAAAUCAACAACUUUUUAAAUUAUAAAAAUAAGAUAUUACUGAUUUAAAAAAUAAAAAUGCUUUGUUUUAUAUGUUAAAGAAUAAGAUAUAUAUUUAAAUAGGAACUCUUCCACAAUUAUUACUAAAAAAUUAUUACUAUAAAUAGCAAAUAUCAUCGCCUAAAAAUCUAAACCCCUCCAACAAUCACCAAACAUUCUAUUUCGAAGUUUAUUGUUAUGAGGGAGUGUGCGAAAUCAGUGAGCAUAAUAACCGAAUUCCUAUAAUUUAAUUUUGAAUUGAUUUUAUGCAAAUAAUAAGGAAAAGGCCUUUUUUACCCCCCCAUGCCCAUAAACGCUCCGAUUGUAUAUUCUCUCUUGAAUAUUUUUUAAAAUUGCAAAGUGCUAUACUUUUGUUAUUUAAAAGCCUGGUAGAUAUUUCUUAAUCAAUUUAAUUUUUUUUUAUUAAAUUCUACUUUAUAAUAGAUAAAGAAUUCUUUGAAGCUGAUCUCUUUAAUGAAUUCUAAAAUUAAUAAAAAGUUUUACUGUGCAGGUAGUUGUUAAUUUGAUUAUUCAUAAAUUGGUUUUAGAUUUUUUGUUAAUAGAAAAUUGUAUUGCUUCCUUAAUAAGGAAUCAUAUUAAUAGCCUAUUGAAAAAGAAAAAUUUAAAAUGUAAAAUAAUUUUAAUCAUUUUAUUUUUUUAAUACUUAGAAAUGAAAUCUAAAAUUAUAAGAUAAUAUUUUGA
Messenger RNA from Tetrahymena thermophila SB210, 1519 nucleotides. Its product is annotated as transmembrane protein, putative. The record is from RefSeq and is a predicted model, not a curated record. NCBI's taxonomy places the organism in Eukaryota, Ciliophora, Oligohymenophorea, Hymenostomatida, Tetrahymenidae. The transcript is spliced from 2 exons.